CCGCCUUCUCUGAAACGCACACUUAUCAACAGGGAAGCAAGUCUCUCUUCAAACUAAUAAUUUAAUACAAGGCCUUUGAGCUUUUUAGACCAGGACUCACUUAGUUUCCCAGCAAGGUUUUUCAGUUGUACGUGUCAACAGUACCUCAGUGUGCUCUCUGUCUGCGGCACCACAGAUUUACUGCUGUCAAACUACAACACGUGGAUUUACACACAGUUACAGUUGGAAACCGGCGUUUCCUCUCAUUGCAAAGCCAUUAAAGUAACAAGAAACUCAGAACAUGGACUACCUACCGGAUGACAACUCCAGGUACAAAGAUGUCGACUACUGGGAUGAAAGAUACAAGAAAGAGCAGUGUUUCGACUGGCUGGGAAGCUUUUCCAACUUCCAGCACCUUCUGGAAAAACACGUACAGAAAGAAGACUCUAUUCUGAUACUUGGUUGUGGAAACAGCAGUAUGAGCGGCGACAUGUACAGCGCUGGCUACCACUCCAUCACCAACAUAGACUACUCCUCUGUGUGCAUCAGUACAAUGAGUGCCAGGCACACUGACUGCCCGGGGAUGACCUGGCAUGAGAUGGACGUGCGCCAGCUGUCCUUCCCUGAUGCGUCCUUCGACGUCAUCCUAGAAAAGGCCACGCUGGACGCCAUCAUGGUGGAAGAGAAGACACCUUGGGUGGUGUCCCCUGAGACCGCCUGUUUCAUCCACCAAGCACUCACAGAGAUUAGCCGCUGCCUGAAGCCUGGAGGGCGGUUCGUCUCUGUAACCUUCGCCCAACCCUUCUUCAGGAAACGACUCUAUGCUCGCACAGAGUACAACUGGUCAAUCAGGAGGUACAGUUACGGAGAUGGCUUUGAAUAUUUUGUGUAUGUGAUGACCAAAGGAGAGGAGCUCAGCCCAGAAGAUGCAGCUCUGGAGAAAAAGCUAUUGGAAGAGACCAAAUCUCCCCCUGCCAGAACCAUCGCAACACAAGAUGAAGAUGAGAAGGACUUCCUGUCUAAUAUUGACUUAUCAUAACUGGAAGUUGCUCGUGUCAACAAACGACCGGCACCCACCACAAGAAAGAGCCCAAAACAAAGUUCACAUAAGCACAAAGAAAAAAAGUUUUAUGAGUGUGUGGAAAACUAGGGUAAACUUCAGCAGGGCAUUCGAUUCAUGGAGGGACCUACGUUUGGUUUUAGGGGUCAAAAUGUUAGUCAGACAAUAGCAGUUUAAGUCUACUUACCUUAUCUAUCAACAUGAUGUCGGUUAAUCAAUUUUUACAUAACUAUUUUUGCUGAUGCCCAGGACGCUCGCUUGCAGCCAUAGAGUUCAUUUGGAUGCUGACUGUAGUUCACUUAACAGCCACCGGUGUCACUGAUGAGAAGGAUUUUCUGAAAAUUUAACGUAGUACCUUUAAUACAAGUGUCCAGUUCCACACUGCAACACCCAGGUACACAGUGGACUGUUUUUUCCAUUCAGUAAGGUUGAAUGCAUGUCUUGAACUCAAAAUAGCAAGUUUCUUUACAGAAGAACAUGAAUUGAGACACAAGGCAAUUGUUUUUUACAAUGAGUCAACCAAUCAAACUGACCUUUGCCCUUCCUACAUCACUUACCUCUUAAUGUUACUACAAAGACAGAAAAGUUAACUUCCAGAAUACAGAACAACAUCGACUGAACACAUGAAACAAUGCAGAAUAAAUCAUUCAUUUGAAGUCUCCUCUCAAAUGUGGCAGUUGAUCGUAAAAUAAACCUUAUUUCUUUAUGUUUUUAUAUGAUUGCAUUGUUUCGAUUGCCAUGUAGUGAUUUGUAGUCAACUAUGACUCAUCAUGUUUCCAUCUAUGCCAUCACUUUCGGAAGCAGCUUCUGUUCUGGUGAACUUCAUUACCGAAACUUUUAUCUUUUUUAUAAACUAGUUUCACAUCCCGGUUCCCUUAACUGUCCUCUCUGUCUUUAAAGAUUCAACAGUCUCUGAGUCUGUGGUGCAGCACAAGCCUGCCAGAGUUACACAAUUUGCAAGACAAACUGGCAUGUCUAGACACCGUACAUAACAGCAGCACUGGCCUGCAUGUAAAGUCAGUGUUAAAGUCUAUUAAUAUGUCAGUCAGAGUCUCCCCUUCUGUUGGGGUUGUCUGUAGCUGUCCCUCGUCUGCUUUAGAUUCAAGACAAAAACUGCUAAUAGAGGCACACAGUGUUUGACACACAAGUCAAGCACGCCGGCGCUGCGUGCGGGCACACAUGUACACACGUAAUAGCCCACCCUGCGUGUUAUUUGUUGAGGAAACAUGAGAUGGGUCUCAGGUCCUGUGCUCUCUGCUGCUUAAUUUUAGACCUGAAAGGGGGAGAGAGAGUCGAGCAUGCAGACAGGCAGGAAGGCUGGUGACUGGAGGGGGGGACCACAUUGAUAAAGUAGAAAUCAUUUAUUUUUAAUUCUCCACUGAGAUCUAAUUACCGCCUAUUUUUAAGACUUGAAAAAAAAAGGUGUGUGAUUUUUCAGAUGGCUCUUUCAUUGCAUGAUUUUCUGCUGGUGCAAUGUGGUGGUUUGUUUAAUUUUAACUUUGAUGUCGACAAAACAGUCUUCACAAGCCUGUUGAGUAGCUGUUAUGGAGCUUUUGAUCGUGUCACAUGAACCUCCUCAGCAGGUGGCUUUAGCCUGUUGUCUGUGAAUCAAUUUUGGCUAAACCCCGUCCCCUAUUAGUUAAUAUUUCUAGGCUUGUUAAGCUUUGUGUGCUCACAUGGGGCACACGCAGUUUUGUGGUGAGAUUGUUUUUAUCAAGCACUGUUUCCAAAAGCCAAGAGUUAAUGUUUGAUCUCAAUCUGUUGUGCUCUGAAAUAACAUGUUCAAAUGUUCAAAUCUUUGUCUUUGUGCUAAAACAAUGGUGUUGGAAACAUAUUUUAAAUCAUGCAGACUCUCAUCUUUAAUACUGUGUGAAACUGUUUUUAAGCAGUGUUGCUGAAAUAUUGAUCUAUAUACAUUACAUGCAUUAUAUGCAUUUUAUAUCAGUAGCUUUCUGGUAGAUCAACUACACUCAUUUUUAGAUAGUGAUGAUGAGGUAAAUUACUUUUAUUCCAUUUUUUGUGCAGUCAACUAUUGAAAUUACAAGUCAUUUUAGGCCAUAAAAGAAAAGGAAUGAUUUUUAAAAAAAAUGUCUACAAUUUGUUUUUACUGUAAUUGAACCCCCUUUUUCUUCUUUUUUCUUUUUUUCUUUUUCUUUCAACCAGUGCUUAGUUGGUCAAACAGUUUUAAAAUGUUUUUUUAGUGUUUUUUUUAAUAUAUUGUUUUUAAUUAAUGUUUUAUAUAUGACCUGUGACCAAGUGGGAACUUUUGAAAUAACCUCAAUUCAUUUUUGCUGGCAUGUGACUUUUUUGUAAAAUCUUUCAUUAAAAUGUCAUAUCUCA
This is a messenger RNA of Centropristis striata (black sea bass), 3379 nucleotides long. RefSeq names its product endothelin converting enzyme 2a (gene ece2a). The record is from RefSeq and is a predicted model, not a curated record. The transcript is spliced from 4 exons. Gene Ontology annotation, molecular function: S-adenosylmethionine-dependent methyltransferase activity. Lineage: Eukaryota; Metazoa; Chordata; Actinopteri; Perciformes; Serranidae. The coding region runs from base 281 to 1018 and encodes 245 amino acids.